UGAUUCCGUGGCCAUUAGCUUUCCACCUCCUUCUUACCCCUCUCCUCGGUUAUCCCCUCGCCCCCAUGUAUAUAUAUAUAUACAUAUACAUGUAGUUACGUAGAGGACAUACAGCAUCGGCGUUGGAGAAGAAGAUCCAGAGCAGCCGCGGAGAUGGCAGACUGGGGGCCGGUGUUCAUGGCGGUGAUACUGUUCAUCCUUCUCUCCCCUGGCCUCUUGUUCCAGGUCCCCGGCAGGAGCCGCUUCAUCGAGUUCGGCAACUUCCAGACCAGCGGCAUCUCCAUACUCGUCCACUCCAUCAUCUACUUCGGCCUCCUCGCCAUCUUCCUCCUCGCCGUCCACGUCCAUAUGUACAUCGGCUACUAGCUAGUCUAAUUCCCCUUGAUAGGAUUGCAGACCGCUUCCUCGUGCCUUGUUCCUCUUUGCUUGAUGACCGCAGUGUGUGAGAUCCUUGCUUCUGAUGCCUUGUUUCUUCGAACGAGUGAGAAUUCCUGGCCUUGCUUGUUCAAGUGCAUGCAGUUCCUCACCAUGAAUGCUUGCAGGAAGUAUCCGAACGAGAAACGUUGCGCACGCAUAGCCAAAUGGUGGAGCAUCUCUUUUAGCGUCUGGUAGAAGCUAACGAUCUCACUUCAUGGCCUUUACCAACUUCAAAUUAAUAUGAAUGAAUCUGAUACUUUGCUUCUACUCAUUUAAAUAAUAUCAUGUAAAAGCAGCUUUUAUUAUUUAUGUACGACUCGAUUAAUGAGAUGACUACAUUCGAUCGGUGGGCGGUACACUCGCAUUCUUAUCGUGCUCCGCUCCUGAUGCAAUCCUUCAUGUCCUCAUGGGUCGGAUCCACUUAAGCUAGACUACUCUGCCUGGACCAUCUCACCUUUCCCGUUACGUGGCAUGAUCGCGGUGGUUCGAUCAGUGGACCCCAGCGGUUCGGCCAGGUGGAGCCCGAAGAUUCCGCUACAGCGACGUUACGGGCUACCCACGAUUUCCAUCAGGGGCCCUACGACGACGAACGAAGUACACGUGGGUGGAUGGCUGGCAUCGAUCACCGCUUAAUUGGG
Molecule: messenger RNA, 1055 nt
Organism: Musa acuminata AAA Group (dessert banana)
Lineage: Eukaryota; Viridiplantae; Streptophyta; Magnoliopsida; Zingiberales; Musaceae
Exons: 1
Coding region: 154-366 (70 amino acids)
Source: RefSeq, a predicted model, not a curated record